GUCCCACGCACGAAGUUUUUUUUCUCCGUGUAGCAACUAACAUCGGUUAUCUGCUUUCGACUCCCUCUCUUUGUUAAACUGCUUAAAUGAGGCUAAUUUUACGAAACGACACAUAUUAUAUUCGCGACCGCGAAAAUUCGCCCCUUGUGGCUACUCAAGAAGAAGGCCCUCCUGCUAUUAUCUAUCACGGAAAAAAAAAACUUCUCAGGUACUAUUAUACGUAAAAUAGCGCCAACUUCAGGCGGUAGCACGGAGUCGGGAGCCCUACGCCUACAGCCUGUAGAGCUGGACUCUGAAGCUGUAAGGCUCAGCACUACUGCCUGUAAUUGGCGCUCUUUUACCUUAAGUGCUAGAAUCACAGCUAAGUUUUUUUUUCCGUGAUGACAUCAGCGAUAUUAGUACUUGGAUGGAAACCAUUAGCGACAUUGGCAUCUUACGCAGCAUCAGUGAUAAAAAAUCCAUGCAGUGAACCGCAAUGGCACUUAAAAUGUUCCCUGAUUUUCGAGGAAAAAAACUUUCCCGACAUUUUCCCCGCGCUGCGGGAUAGCUAUGAAGGGUAAGAGAGGUCGCCAUGACACUCAGAUGAACACGUGAUUUUAAUUGCAAGUUGCGUGUAUCGCUACAAUCUUCCUCUCCCUCCCCCUCCACUCCAAAAAAAAGGCAUCAUAGAACAAGGAGAUUAUGUUUGUCAAUCGCGUUCUGUGCGUUUUAAAUGCCACGCACUUUUUUCGAAGAGGAGUUCGAUCUAUUUUGGAAUUUUCGUUGAAGGACACGAUGCGCGCCAGUUUUUUAUUCAAUCGUGUCGAUCACGCGCGUCAGCGUCGCGUAGUCGUACAGCGCGUGUCGUACUUACAGGAAAAUUUACUGCUUCGCAAUUUAAUUUUUUUUCUUUCAAAAGUAUUAGUCUGAGGCAACGAACGAUUUUUCAGUCAGUGAUAAACUGGAACCGAAGAAAGAUCGGAGCUUUAAGCUAUCUUGAGUUUACCUUUAAAUAUGUCCCGAGCACCUCGAUAAUUUCCCAUAGCCGUGUUUCUAUCGCAAGAAAUCCGAUGUCCAUCGGCACCUCUAGGGGACCUCUGUUGUUUUUCAGCGCCCUUGCCGCCCUUGCCCAUGUUUCCGAAGCCCUUGCCCGUGUUUCCGGAGCCCAAGGUGGUCUGAAAUGGGGCCCUUUGAGGGAGCAUGAGCAUAGGAUCUACAUUGCGACGCGAAGGGAGCCUUGCAAUCCGGCGAUCAGUUGCUCCUCGGAAGACGCCGAAUGGUCGGCCGUCGGAGAGCGUCCCCAGGCCCAGGUUACGGGCCCUCAACUUUGCGAGUCGCUAAGGAAGAGCUUCAACCAGCUUCACGUGUCACAACACGGAAACUGCCCCAAUCCAGUCUCUGCUGAAUGCUCUGGGCUCAAAUGCAACUUCGUCAUGGAUACUUCUUCCCAGACCUCCUUAUUCCGCAGCAACUCCAAACGUAAGAAGACUCUCAGUGAGUGUGCUAGUACAAUCAAGGCAGAACACGAGAAGUUUAUGGAAAGGGAAAACGAUUUUCUGAAGAGGAAAAACACCGCCAAGCCAACGUAUCCUUGCACAUGUCCACACUGCCGCAAUUGCCCUUUGGCCAUCUACGGUUGUCCCUACUGCCCCUUUCAUCCGCGGAAAGUCAACGACGGAGAGAUGGAAAGGCCAGAUGAAGAAUAUGCAGGAAUGAGGGAGCAUGUAGGGAGUUUGAACAUUCCAGCCCUGAUGGGAAGGGGAAAGUCCAACCGUUAUGAUCCUCCCCUGAGCAUGGCAAGCGUGAUAUCCAAUGCCGCGACUGCCGCGAGACCCUCCAGCAGGAACCCCAAUAUUCCACCGUUAGCAUAUCAGACUCCAAAGACUCCAACCGCAAGGCCGAUCAUGAGUACCAAGGGGAAAAGUAUCGACUAUUCUCAGUAUUAUAGCAAUCAGUCCAAAUCUCGCUCUAAUAAGUACGCGUCGUCAUCGAAGCCGUAACCGAAGCCAUCUUCAUUUCGUGAGGUGAUCGUAACGUAACGUUACGUAAGUUACGUAACAUUUUAUGGGGUGGUUUGGAGUAAGAGUCUUUGUAAGUGCCACGCAGCGUUACAAAGGAUUGGGUCAGGUGUCCGUUAUCUUUGAAAUUUGAGGAAAAUUAACCUUUCCUGGUCUCAAAACGUGAUAUGUGGUGUAAACAUAACUAAUACUUUUUGGAAAACAUAUUUAAAAGAAAGCUUUUAGAGGCCUCUCAGGCGCCCUAAGGGGCGCACAUCUAAAAAUUGUUAUUUUGGCAAAAAAAAGGUCGUUUCUCAAUAAACAUCAUCAAAUUGAGACCCUUUAAGACAAACAUUUUGUCCGUUUGGCAAAGGUAAUAGAGCGAAGCAUUUCGUAACUAUUUUAAAUGAUUUUUCCAAGUUUUCCCGCGGGUUCCAUCCGUUAUCCCCAGCAGUUUUGAGUAAUUUGUUCUCGGGAAAAAGUGGUCCUUUCGCUAAUUGUUAGUGGCAAAAAUAUACAUGUACCGGAAAACAAAAACAAAAAACGCUUCCCAGCCACAGUGGAAACGAAAGGUAGAUUUCGACUAAUCGUUUCUAUGAAAACAUUUGCGCCUCAUGAGCCUAAUGAAAUAAAAAGAAUGUCGUGAGGUAUACGGUAGGUCCGUCAGCGGACGACGAUUUUGCCCCAACAGUCCACUUCUAGACUUGUGCCCAGCCGAUGACUGUCCUCAAGACGGUAAUUCCGUACAUGGUGACAGUUUUUUUUCCCUUCUUUUUUUCUUUUUUUUCUUUGUUUUCUUUGCACUGUACGAUAGUCAUGUGGACUGUUAAUGCAAAGCUAAUUUUAUUCCUCUCCGUGUAUGCAUUUGCCCAACGUCCUGACGUCCUGUAUUGAUUGUAAUGGCGUUAGUAUUUAAUUUGUUUUUAUUAUUUUUUCUUGAAGAUGUGGGAGGCGAUCCAGCAAGCCACACCAAUCUGAGAGGGAGGAACGACAAAGCAUACCUAAAGUUCUGCGUGUGACGAAAAUACGUAGAUUCUUAUUUGAGAAGCUACUACAUUAAAAAUAAAAUCCUUAAAACAGCCCGGUGCAAUAAAUUAAGACACGAAAAUGAAAGAGGUAGUGGUAGGUGGACGAUAUUAGCAUUUCCAAGUAAUUGUGGCUGUACCCCAAUAAAUUAGGUCACUAAUCCAAAUGUUGCUUUAAUACUCCAACCUGAGUUGCGGCUCUACCACAAUUAAUCGGAAAUGUUCAAUUCAUCCAACAAACUGGGAUAUUGAACCAACACUUAAAAGGAAAACCCCUAACACUUUUUUUCCGUGGAGCAAGUGUUCAAGCUCUAUGGUAAGUGCGAACUCGAAUGGCUCGUACUUGAUGAGUGAGGACCUCAUUUUGUAAGGCAAAAAACUUAACUCCCGAGUUUGCCCCCCAGAACGCUAAUGAAAAUAGUCGAUUCAGGAAUCGUUAUCGCCCUGUAAAAUACUUUCCAUCCGAAUAUUCAACCACAUAUACUUCAUCAUCUGUUUGACAAGGAUGCAGAAAAUUUCCAGCCUUUUUAUAUCAAGAACCCUCUUCUCCCUUAAACUGUCCCAGUGAUCAACACGAAGCUAAUGUAUGCACGAAAUGCUGCAAUUUUCAUCGCGUGAAAGACACGCGAUUUCAUGACUCCUAUAAAUAAGGCAUCACAAAUUGUCGGUAAAUAAAAACAUGGAACGCCCUUGGAAGCGUAUAUUUUAAAGUGUAAUAUUUGAGCAGUAUUUAAGCAAUCCAGUUUUGUGCGGAUAUUUUACUUGAAGUGGACAAGGAGGUCAUAAUUGGAGGUGUGAUCACAUCAGAUGACACGAAUUUGACUUGCAGCUAUACCAGCAGUCUUACUUUCAUGAGCAAUGGGUCCGAAGACGUCGAGUAGUACCUUAAGGGAAAGAAGACAAGAUUAUAGGAUGACUUAACCACACAUAUUCACACUAGGUAUCAUGAAAGAAAAGAGCUCAUGAAGUUUAUCCUUAUCUUUUUGAUCGGAGAAUCGUAUUAUUCUCGGAGUAGAGUUUGUAUAAAACCCUGUUCGAUCAAAAACUGGUUUAUUUGAAACUGCCGUCAUUAACAGAUAAUCACUGUAAUAUUAUGUAAUAAUUAAUGUAAACUAGUAUUAUGAAAUGUACCAUAGCAACUAGAUUAAAUAAAUAUAAUCUUAUCAUCUAAUUUCAG
Bemisia tabaci is the source of this 4178-nucleotide messenger RNA. RefSeq lists its product as uncharacterized. The record is from RefSeq and is a predicted model, not a curated record. NCBI's taxonomy places the organism in Eukaryota, Metazoa, Arthropoda, Insecta, Hemiptera, Aleyrodidae.